Messenger RNA from Vespula pensylvanica (western yellowjacket), 3672 nucleotides. RefSeq names its product bestrophin-4-like. Lineage: Eukaryota; Metazoa; Arthropoda; Insecta; Hymenoptera; Vespidae. The coding region runs from base 886 to 2982 and encodes 698 amino acids. The record is from RefSeq and is a predicted model, not a curated record. Gene Ontology annotation, molecular function: chloride channel activity. The transcript is spliced from 12 exons.
UCCGAAGGGAUGAUACUGACUACCGAAGCAGUUCUCAACCGACGAGUGUCAGGUACGCAUCCAAAAGAAAGAAAACUUUCUUCGAGAUGCUUAAUCUACGGUUUACUAGUAUUCGUGAAAAUUUUAAUUUAACGCUGUUUUGUUUAUCGUAUAUUAAAGUUUAUAACUUAGAAUUUUUAUAUACAAUCGAGUGAUUUGAAGUGAUAUAAUAAAUCGGUAUAAGUUUUUAUAGAUGUCAUUGUUAGUUAUAUUGGUAUGAAAAGAUUAUAGUGAUUUAUAUAGAUAAGAAAAAAGAUUGUGUAAUACUUUUGAACUAUGUUAAAUACGUUCGUAUAAUGAUUAUGGAAUUGAACAUAAGAACUGGAAAUAAGAAUUUUUAAAAUAUUGUAAAACAUAUCGUUAAAUCGAACGUUCACAUAAAAUCUUUUAACAAUUUUACGAUCGAGUUUACAUUAAAUUUUAAUUUGCAAAUUACAUAACUGAACAAGGAUUAAUUAAAAUAUUCUAUGUCUACAUAUUUUGUUCCUACCUGGAUAUGAACGGUCCAGUAUGUACCGUCUGUGAUCAUAGCAUGGUAGCUACAUUAUAUUUUUUCGAUAUCUCUAAAGAAUGCGAUACAUUUGCAAAUGAUAAAGGGUAGCCUGACGUUACGAUUUAUUUAUGAAAUGGCAAGACUGUACGUUAGUUUAUUAAGCACUAAAAUAUUAAUGUGCACUGUGCUCGAUCACAACGAUCGAUUAUGGUUGGACUUCGAACUAUGCAAAUGUCAGCAUAUUGAACUUUUGAUUCGUAGACCAAAAAGUUAAAAUUUAAGCACAACGUAAAGGGUAUGAAUACCCGUAUGAAAACGAAAAGGAAAAUGAGAUUUUUCUAAAUGGAUAAAAGAUGACCGUCUCUUAUCAAUACGAAGUUGCCAGCUCCACGAGCGGUGGAUUUACCAGACUUCUGCUUAUGUGGAGGGGUUCCCUCUACAAGCUUAUUUACAGAGAACUUGUACUUUUUGUGAUUAUGUUCGCAUCACUCUCGGCUAUUUAUCGUCAUGCUUUGACUGAUUUACAAAAGAGGGAAUUUGAGAAAUUCGUAAUAUAUUGUGAUACAUUCAUUAAUCUAAUUCCUCUUAGCUUCGUGCUAGGAUUUUACGUGUCCCACGUAGCUGAUAGAUGGUGGAAACAAUAUAAUGCGAUACCUUGGCCGGAUAAGGUUAUGCAUCUAGUAGCACUUUAUGUUAGCGGAGAUGAUGAAUAUGGUCGCAUGUUGCGGAGAGGUCUUAUGAGAUAUUUGAAUCUCUCUCUAAUACUUGUACUACGUUCCAUUAGUUCGGCGGUAAAAAGACGGUUUCCUACUCUUGAUCACGUGGUAGAUUCCGGUUUCAUGACUUCCUUGGAAUUGGAUUUAUUUCAGUCGGUACCGAGUCUCGAAUUCAAUACCUACUGGAUCCCGUGUACGUGGUUUAUCAAUUUGUUGAAGGAAGCACGUCGAAACCAUAGAUUGCCCGAUGCGCAAGGUUUAAAAAUAAUUAUGGAGGAAUUCAAUGAUUUUCGCUCUAAAUGCGGACUUUUAUGGAGCUAUGACUGGGUUUCUAUACCUUUGGUUUACACGCAAGUCGUGACCCUUGCAACAUAUAGUUUCUUUGCAGUUGCACUUGUCGGUCGUCAAUAUAUCGAGGGAAAUGAAAAACCGUUUCAGCUAAAAGUCGACAUAUAUUGUCCUCUAUUUACGAUUCUACAAUUUUUUUUCUUCAUGGGUUUAUUAAAGGUAGCUGAACAAUUAAUAAAUCCUUUUGGCGACGAUGACGAGGAUUUCGAAUUGAAUUGGCUUAUCGAUCGUCAUGUCAAAGUGUCAUAUCUGGGCGUGGAUACUUUAAUGACUCGCUGUCCGCCUCUUGUAAAAGAUAUUUACUUUGAUGCAGAAAAUCUUAUCUUACCUUACACCGAAGCAGCAGCAGCAUACAAGAGGAAGACUUAUCGUGGCAGCGUUGCAGAUAUGCCAGUGCCAGAAGAGAAGCAAACAAUGUUCUUACCAGGAAUAAUGGAAGAAGAGGAAGAACCCAGAAAUACACCUCGUACAUCGAGCGCUAGUUUAGUAACGUAUCCUGAUAGUCCAAUGACUGAAAAGCGCCAGAUCAGCGGGUCCCCUCAAACAACUCCAUCGAUGGUUAGUAACGCUAGUGAAACGAUUCUUCAGUUAGAUAAUCAAGAACAACAACAACAACAACAACAACAGUCUGAAGCUGAGCAAGGCGAUCAACAACGCGGGCGUUUGACUGGUGCGAUGAGAAAAUUUUCAGCUAUUGCUAGGCAUACGAAUCCACGAAUCGACUCGAAUCGAAAGCCUUUCUUUGCAGCAAUAAAAACACCCAAGAUAUGGCUGCAACCUUGGCCGAGUGCCACCAACUUAUCACGAAUAAACCGUCAUCGAGGUCCCGACACACCAGCACCAUUCAAUGCUCCUAAAAUAUUAUGCGUUCCAUCGGCUUUACAGAUUUCAUUUAGCGACGAAACUGAAGAUCAAGAAAAUCGCGAAGGUUUUGACAAUUCUGCUUUCUUUCAUGAAGACGUUGACGAUCGGUACAUCGAGGAUCAGGACGAUGAUACGAUAGAGAAGUUGAGAAACGUUAAUCGAUUCAAACGUUUCGUUUUAACGGAUACUUCGGAAUGUUCAGAUGCGCAAAUAGAAGCAAUAGAUUUACCGCGUUUCAGGGAAACCAUAGAACAGAAAUCAGAAAGCUUUUUUAAGUAUCUUCCUCAAAGACAACGUUCUUCAACCGAAUCUAGUGAUAAGAAGGGUGUUCACUGGAGAAUAGAUGAGAGAAGACCUUCGUUGCUGGCUCGUCGGAAAACCAUUCACAGUGUCCCAACUUCUUUGCAAAUCGUCAUACCACAAGCAAGGAGUUCACCGAACUUAACCAAUAUAGAAGUUGAAGAGAAACAGAUGGAGAAGCUCGAUACUCCUGAUGAAUCUGAGAAGGAUACCAAACUUUAAAUAUCGAUAGAAUUCAUAUAUACUACAUAUUCGUGAGUACGAUAAAAUAUUUCAAUUUUGAUCGGUUUUUUUCCGCCAUUAUUUAUGUUGUGCGAUGUUUAUAUACUGAUUUAAAUAAACUAAGUAUUAAUAUUAAUCUCUCUUCUUAUAGCAUUUGAUACAUUUGACGAAUGUUCUGCAAUAUCAUGGGAAAUAUUAGUUCAAAGAAAUGAUCAUGUUUACUUAUUUUUCCACUGGUUAUAUAAUUUAUAAUUAAUAUAACUUCUCUCUCUUUCUUUCUCUUUCUCUCUCUCUCUUCCUCUAUUUUUUUUUGUUUUAAUAAAGGAUUAAAUUAUAGUAUAUUUUACUUCAAUGCGCUUCUAGAUUGUAAUCAAUAAUAGAUAGUAACAGAUAGUAAUAUCUAUAAUAAAAACACAAAACAAAUUUGAUCAAGAAAUAAAAAUAUACAUAACAUCUUAAUUUAUGAUGUUAUACUGCUAAAAAUCAUGACAUGACGCUAUAAAUUUAUUAAAAAUUUGUAAUAACAUUUUAACAUGUUAAUUUAUUUAAUCGUUUUAUCAAAUUUAUAUAUUUUUAAAGAUACAUUCAUUAGUUUCCAUCUCAGUAUUAUUAUAGAGUGACUAUAUUAUUAUAAAUUAAUUAUUAUUUGUAUAAUUUGUAUAUGAUUCAAUUCAUGAUUUUUUAAAUUGU